UUGCUAGGGUAUACGGCAUUAGAAAAAGUGACCCGGCUCCUGAAAAGUUCUGAAAUCGUCAGCCAGGUGGACGAUUUCGAGGUGAUUUUGUCGUCGAUAAUAGCCAAAGGCGCUUUCGCUUCCCAGCACCAUUUCAGUAGUGGCCUCGUCUCCCCUAACUUUCCCUCUCCAGCUUCUCUUAUCCUCUGGUUGUGGCUUCCAGUCUCUGGGGUAUUUCCGGUCUAUUCUCAACAUGACAAGGCUGAAAUAUAUCAUCAUCCACUGGGGAGGAAAGUUGAUAAGGGGAACAUGUGGCAUUGAUUAUGAAGGUGGCAUGACAAAACUUAUAAGAGUUAGAGAAAGAGUUAAUCACGGUCAAUUGAUGGAAAAAAUAUCAACUGCAAUGAAGAUAGGCUUGAAUGAAAAAGUUUCUAAGGUCAUAUUCAGAUAUCCAGUUUCAACACAAGGUUUUCCAAAUUUUGUACCGCUUGACAUUGAAGAUGAUGAUGGAGUUGAGUUUAUGUUUGACAUAUUUGAUAAGAUUCUAGGCUUGCUUUCUGUUCAACUGUAUGUUGAUGUAGACUCUAUUCCAAUUGACACGGAGCAAAAAGCUAACUGCUCUGAAUCUCAUAUUCAAGAAAAUGGGCCACAUACAUCUCAAUCGCAAGAGAAUGAGCCUGCUGCUUCUCAACUGCAUCCCAAAGAUUACAUGCAACCAGGGCCACGUGAUACUAGUGUGUUGAAACUUCAGCUUGUCCACCGAUCAGAGGCAGUGUGGCAUGAUACGCUUGAGAAACAAGUCUUGCAUUGUCGUCGAGCUGGCACAAUUGCUCACCCCCGAGACAUUGAUGAACGGAUAGUGCCAUACUUGCAACAAGCAGGAUUUUAUGGAGUGGCACGGGUGGGAUUUAUUCAAUUGGAUUGGCAUUUGAUUACAUCACUUGUUGAGAGAUGGAGACCGGAGACACAUACUUUUCAUCUUCCAGAAGGUGAAUGCACCAUCACGCUUCAGGAUGUGGGCAUCUUGACUGGAUUACCCAUAGAUGGACAGGCUGUUACAGGUAGUGUCACGCAUGAUUGGUACCAGGUGUGUAUGAGAUUGCUUGGGGUUGCUCCUCCUGAGGAUGCUAUUUAUGGAUCUCGGCUGCAACUUAGUUGGCUUGGGGAGACUUUUGAGGAGUUACCAGCAGGUGCUGAUGAUUUUACAAUACAAUGCUAUGCUCGAGCCUACAUGUUGCGUCUCAUUGGAGGGGUUAUAUUCCCAGACAAGUCCUCUUCUCGUGUUCAUUUGAUGUUUCUACCUCUGUUAGAGGACUUUCAUAGAGCAGGUCAAUACAGUUGGGGUGCUGCUUGUUUGGCAUGGUUGUACAGAGAGCUUUGUCGUGGCACUAAUCCUGCAGCAAAGGAAAUUGGUGGUCCCCUGUUCUUAGUGCAAUUGUGGGCACUGGAAAGACUCCCUCAUAUUGCAUCAACUUCAAGGGAUAAUGUGCCUCAGGAUCCACACUUGCCCCCUGGUCCUCUUGGAUGCCAGUGGAGAAAAGCAAAGAUUGUUAAUGAAGUAUCCACACAAGUUCUUAAGCAAUAUCGAUAUGCACUAGAUCGACAAGGUUCUGAUCAGAUGACAUGGGAGCCAUACGUUCCUGGGGUUGUUGCGAAGUUGCCAUCUUAUUGUACAAGUGCAAAUACAAUCUGGGGUGCUGUGGUGCCUCUAAUUUGUUUUCAUAUUGUUGAAUGGCAUCAGCCAGACCGAGUAAUGCGCCAAUUUGGACUACAACAGGCUAUUCCAGUACCAGCACAUCAGGAUGAUACACUGCAUACAAUUGAUCUGCGAGGCAACCAGGAUGUUGACUGGGCAACCCAGCACGCCUCUUAUAUCAGUUUGUGGGAUGAUCGUCAUAAUCGGGUAAUACGUGGUGUGCUGACCCAGGGUAGAUUGGAUUACCAUGCUGAGUAUAUGGAAUGGUAUCGGAAGAUGACUAGAAGAUGGAUUAGUCCAAUGGGUGCAGCAAUUGGAAUGGUGGCUGAUGGGAUUGAACAUAUAUAUCUCAAUAGCGGUAUAAAUGCUACACUAGAUAAUAUGGCGGAUAUCCACCAAACUUCAUUGAGUAUAUUACAUGCACUGGAUGAAGAACGACGUACUAUAAGAGUGUCCCAGAGAGCACCAGAACCAGUGCAGAUAACAGGGCUUGAGCAAGAGGACAUACCAGCAAGUCGGAGGAGGCGACGCACCAUGGCUGACAGACGCCAACCCGUGGAGAUUGAUCUAUCUCAGCCAUGUAUACCAGUUGCACGACCAUCAAUGUUGCGGAUGGUAGCAUCGGCUGCUCCGACAUCACAUGCAGCUAGGGGGCGUAGACGUGGGCAUUUAGCUGCAACAGCAGCUCAAGUGAAUGAUCUCAAUUCACAUGUUGUUGACACAACAGAUGCACCUAUUUUGGAUGAUGCACCUACAGUUGCUGUAGAAGAGGCAUCAUAAGUUAAAAAGCUGCAAGCUACCAAUGCCACGAGAAGGUUAUCUCUGGAACUUGAUUAUUCGUAUUUUGUAUCAUAACUAGGUUGUAUCUAUGUUCAUGUUUACAUAUCUUUUGUCAUUCAUGAUUAUUGUUGUAGUUUGUUAUGCGUAUUACUUUUAAAGGCUGAUGACUAUAUCUUUAUUUGGUUCAGUAUGAGAAAUGUACUUUUUACA
Messenger RNA from Manihot esculenta (cassava), 2665 nucleotides. Its product is annotated as serine/threonine-protein phosphatase 7 long form homolog. Lineage: Eukaryota; Viridiplantae; Streptophyta; Magnoliopsida; Malpighiales; Euphorbiaceae. The transcript is spliced from 6 exons. Gene Ontology annotation, biological process: meristem maintenance; meristem development. Bases 233 to 2455 code for a protein of 740 amino acids. The record is from RefSeq and is a predicted model, not a curated record.